Molecule: messenger RNA, 2803 nt
Organism: Cotesia glomerata
Lineage: Eukaryota; Metazoa; Arthropoda; Insecta; Hymenoptera; Braconidae
Exons: 7
Coding region: 311-2788 (825 amino acids)
Source: RefSeq, a predicted model, not a curated record
CAAAGCGUCUGGUGAGCCAAUCGUCAAAAUUGAAAAAAAUGAUUCUGAGGAUUCGGGAAUUGAUGAUCCUAUUAAUAUACAAGAUGAUAAUAAUAGUCCAAAAAUUAAUGACAGUCCAAUUAACCAACUGAAUGUCGUUGAUGUUAUAGAAUUGAUUAGUGAAGAUGAAGACGAUUGUUUAAAAAUUGUUGAAAUUCAAGAUGAUGAAACUCCUGAUGUCACUUCUUCAGUGAGACAACUGUCAAAUUUAGAGGAUCAUGAUUCACAAAGUCAAAAUAAUACAAUACUUUUUAAUAAUGAAAAAACAUUAAUGGAGGAUCGUCCUAGUUUAACAGAAGGGAUAAUAAAUAGUAAUAAAAGUGAUGAGAGUCAAAGUUUAGUGCAACAAAAUUCGGUAGAUUCGGCUUCAGCUGAUAAUCCACGAGACAUGUGUGAGAAAAAUGAAGCUGAUUGUCAGAAAAAAAUGACUAACAGUAGUAAUAUUCUUCCAAGUUUGAUUAUUAGAAGUCAAAAAACAGAUUGUAGUAACGAAGAUGAAACGAAUAAGAGUUUGAUGAUGAUUGAAAAUAAAAAAUCGAGUAUUAUUCAACAUCAGGUAUCGAACACAACUGUUACUACAACUCAAAAAAAUCAAUUUUAUAUUAUUAGUAAUCCUUACAUUAAACCAAUUCAAUCUGGAUCUUCGGAGUCUACAAAUAAAUGUUCUCAAAGUACAGAUAUAUUGAAGCGUGUAACUCCUACAAAAAAUACGCCUAAAAAAAAAACUUUACCAAAAAUAGUAAUUGAAAAUGUAGAUUCAAAUUCACAAAACAUACCACCAAAAUUAUUAUUAUACAACCCACAUAAUAGAAUUGCUAUUCCUAUCAAUGGUAUUGCUUCUUCUACACCAGUUGCUCGGGAAAAAAAAUCAGAAGGAGCCUCGCUGAAAAAUAAUCAUAGUAAUGUUUUGGAGUCUAAUAAAAGAAGUAACAAUUCUGUUAUUCAAGAGUCAGCUUCUAAAAAAAAUAAAAAUAUUGUUGAUAAAGUCACAGAGGAUCCUUCGGCGAAAAUUCAGGUCGAAAAUUGUAAAGAAAAUUCUAAUUUAACAGAAAUAAGUCAUGCAACAAUUGAUACAUCGUCUAGUGAUAAAACUGCAGCGUUAAAUGCUACAGUAAAUAGUUCCACAAAAGAAGGAAAUACCACUAUUGGGUCUACCAGUUCUAACUCGUCUCACACUACUGUUUCUGAGUCUGGAAAUUCACGUAGUACACAAACCAUUUCCUUCAACAAAAAAAAUAAUGAAAAUAAUACAAGUUCUAUUUCUGCGCCUACUCCUAACUUUCAAAAAACCAUUCCUGUACCUGAAAAAUCAAAUACAAUACUGAUGUCUUCAAUAGGAGUGCAAACUGACUCGGAUAAAAAUUCAGUAGCUAAGAACCUUAAACGAAAAGCGACAGAUGAUAUCUCACAGGAUGCAACUGCUUCUUGUUCUUAUAAUCAAGGAGCACCUCCAGCAAAAAAACAAAAAAUUCAGUCAUCUGAAGAAGUUUCAGAUGUAAUCAUACAUCUUGAUGGAAAAUCAGCAAAUAGAAUUGAAAUAUCGAAUGAACUAUUGAAAAAUGGGCAAGAACGACAAAUUGUAAGCCAAUUUUUUGAAAAAAUUAGUUCCGUUGUAAUUGUACAACCACCAUCAACUACGCAAUCUAUAGUAAAAAUUAUAAAUAAAUCGCUGCGUAGUACUAAUGUGAAUUCUGCGACUAAUGAGACAUUAAGAACCGAUGGUGACAAUAAUAUUUCGAGUAAUAAUGAAACAUUGCUCAAUAAAGAUUCGAGGCAAGAAAAUUCGAAAAAUCAGGAGGCAGCUUCAAGUAAUGAACCAGUAAAUAGUAAUGAAAAGCCAACUAAUAAUGAUUCAAAUGUCAAUGAGAGAUCUAUGAAUGAAAAUUUAAAUAAUACUCAGACAUUGAAUAAAUCGAUUAUCAAUGAAAAAUCAAAUGAUAAGUCGCACCCAACAAAGGAAAAUUCAAAUAACACCAACUUGAAUGCAAAUAUAAAAAUUCAAAGAAAUGAACCAGUUGCUUCAACUUCUACUGCGCCUGUAGAAACUCCAACUGUAAAUCAAAAUGUUAAGUCGGAAAAUAAUUUUGGUAGUUCUUUUUCGCCUUCUGGUUUUGUACAAUAUGGUACUCGCUUAUUAAAUAAGACUGACAAGAUAUGUUUUACUGGUGAAAUGGAUGAAAAACGUCAAAUUGCAAUAGAAAAAUUAGGUGGGCAAAUUACUAAUGAUCCAACAGAUGCGACUGUUUUAGUGGCUGAUAAAUUUCGAAGGACAUUUAAAUUUAUUUGUGCGAUUUGUCGCUCAAUUCCCAUCGUUUCAACUCAAUGGAUAAAUGAAAGUAUUACCAAAAAUAAUUUUGUUAAUCCUUAUAAAUAUAUAUUAAAAGACGAAGUAGCUGAAAAAACUUAUGGCUUUAAUUUAGAAGAAAGCCUUAUGAAAGCAAAGAAAAAACAGCUUUUUCAGGAUUAUACAGUUCUCAUUACAAAUGGCGUUAAUCGCCCGAGUGUAAACGAACUCAGAACUAUAGUUAAAUUUGCUGGAGGUAGACCCUUAGUUCGUGCUCCAAAAUACUGGGGACCAAAAUCUAUGAUAAUAAGCUGUGAAGAUGAUGCACCAAAGGUUCGGAAAAUACUAGAAAAAAAACCACAAGAGAUUUUGUGCCCUGUGGUGUCGGCAGAUUUCAUUCUAUCUUCUUUAUUGAAGCAAGACUUGGAGAUUAAUACUAGUAAUCUUAAAGUAGAAAAAAAAUAACAAAUAUUAUUUAUU